AAAAGGGUACCACUUAUUUGGGGUUGUCAACCACCAAAAAUUUGUAAAUGUACGAAAUUUUGACUUUUUUCGAAAAUUCUGGGGUUUUACGUACCACUUUCAUUUUUUCAAAUUUAACUACAAAUAUUUGGACUUAUGAACCCCGGAAUUUCUGGGCUAGAAAGAGAAAGGGUAGCUGUGUUGCCAACAAUUAAUUAAAAAGGUACGCAAACAAGCAUGGUUUUUGUUAAGAGGGCAAGACGGCAACCUCCAAACGGCGAAGACUUGUCAAAAUUUACUUUGCAUUAGUUUAGUAAAAUAGUAACGAAAAUGGCGUCUCUCGAUAAAGUGAAGAAACGGUGUGUAUUUGUCGAAUUAGUUGACGGUAAGGCAAAUGCCCCAUACGAAAUUAUUCUAGGAGAAAGCUCAACAGUGCAAAGCGACUUGCAACAAAUUGCAAAUCGUAUGGUUGCUAAAAAUAAAGAGUUCGCUAGUGUCUUUGAAUCAGGGUAUUGUAGUUUUGAAAGAGAGAGUGAGUUCCAAGUGAGUAAAUGGGUAAAGAUAUCUGAAAAUUCGCCCAUAAAACAUCUAUCUGAAGUGCGCUGUGUCGUGAAAAAAUUCCCACAGUUCACUUUUGAAGGUGUGGCUGUCCCUUUCAUACAAGAGUCACAAUCGUCACAAGACUUUGAUAACAUACGCCACUCAACUCCCAUUCUUCACCAAAAUAGUUCACGAACAUCUUUUCAAGAUUACACACAUUCAGGCAAUUUGGGGAAUGAAAGUGCUACUACAUCCAAGCUUCUUAAUACUAUUUCUCCAUUUGAUUCUGGAUUGGAUUGUGAUGAUGUGUCUAGUGACAAUUUGGUGGUCGCUUCUACAUCUCAGCAACUUAGUUCUGUUGCGUUGGAUUCUGAACUAGGAUCUGAUCAUGUGCCUAGUGACUCUGAUGAAGAGGUGAAUGCUCAGGAAAUUUACAGCCGUUUUGUUGUGUACACCACGUUGGCGAGAUUUCCAAACCUGAGCAUUGACAAGAAAGACCAAACUGCAACAAACGCUAUCUUUUACUCAAAAUUAAAGAGGAUUAUGGAAUACAAACGACGAGUGGCCAAGCAGCAGUUCAAUUCGAAAGGUGGUCGUGUGAAAAACGUAAGCAGCUUUGACAAUCAAGGUCCAGCUGCCAAAAAAACAGACGAGAGGUCGAAAAUGAUGCUGAACAUGCAACAGUUGCGGUUAUUGAUGUGGCAUCUUAUUCUGAAAAUGUCAAAAAAUUGUUACAAGUUUGCCGUACUUUUGGUUCACCACCAAGUUUAAAGGCUCUGUAUCUCUUGACUUUCGAAGGCAGGCGAAGAGAAAUUUUAUUGCCAACAAAUUUGCAAAUGUAGCUGAGAUUCUAAAAACAGCCUGUCCAGUUCUUAACCAAACUGCUUAUGUAAUUGUUAUCUUUCA
Molecule: messenger RNA, 1425 nt
Organism: Daphnia pulicaria
Lineage: Eukaryota; Metazoa; Arthropoda; Branchiopoda; Diplostraca; Daphniidae
Exons: 6
Coding region: 310-1290 (326 amino acids)
Source: RefSeq, a predicted model, not a curated record